AUGAGUUCAACACCAAAAGUAGAUAAAUCAGCGUUAGCAGCUGCUAUUGCUGAAGGCCAUCGAACUGGUGCAGAGAAACCUGAAAUUGAUCCACGUCAUAAAGCUGAUACAGAAAAUCAAGGUUGGCUUUCAGGUGAUCAAUUUACAAUUGCUGAAACUCCUGUUGCUCAUUGGAAUGCAACACCUGGAACCAAAGAAUAA
Molecule: messenger RNA, 201 nt
Organism: Rotaria sp. Silwood1
Lineage: Eukaryota; Metazoa; Rotifera; Eurotatoria; Philodinida; Philodinidae
Source: the annotation of a GenBank genome assembly